UGGUUAUGAUCUCUAUAGAAAGUUGUCUUAGUUUGAACAUACUAAUUAAUGUUUUUCAUGCAAUGGUUAUGCUGUUGCAGAGAUUUUAUUGAAUUUACUGUGUAUUCAUUUGUCUAUGCACAUAAUAAUGCCCCACGUUUAGAUUUACCUGCUAGCUGGCAGAUCAGUAUAUAUGCAUGUAUAUGAAUUAGGAAAACUGACCAUCAUAAUUUUCUUAAUAUGCUUCUGAGUAUUGUAUUAUGUGUCUUGCUUUAUACUGUACAAAUUUUUUCUUGUUUCUCCCUUGUUAUCACCGUUUUCUUCUUUUCUUGGAGACAUGAAUGUAUAAUCAUAUUCUCAAGUUGGGCUGCAAUUGUUCUUGGACGAAACGGGUUUUAGCUUGCAUGGUAUCUUGCAUUAGACCUCCUUCUUUGUUAUUUAUAAAAAGGAAGAAACUUAAAAAGGGAAGAUUUAGGUUGUGUACAGAUGCUUUCUGUCAUUAAAACCCAUGUAUAGCACAAGCCUACUUCUGAUACACGUGAGGGAUACUCAUUAAAAGGUUAUUUCCUAACAGUAGCAUAAGAUAUCUACCCCUCUAAAUUAUUGAAGUUAUUUUAACUGAUCCCUCCGUAUGUUUAGAUGAUCACCCUGGGCCCUAUCAAAAUCAAAAUAUAAAAAAAUAAAAUUAGUUGAUGCAUCUGCAAUGGUCGCAGAGCAAGUUGCACAUGACCUGGCAUUUCAAACCGAUGGUGGAGCUGUACAACUGAGACUGAAGGUGAAUCUGCUAUUUGUCAGAUAUGGACAAACACACACUAUCUUUUACCUAUAACAAGGUACCUCCUUAGGUCAAGGAUAACUGGUUUAUUGUUUAAUGAUCAUUGGUGCUGCUAAUACCAAUGUGUGAACUUUCCUCUUUUGAACCAUGUAAGAUUCUGAUGUAGGCACUGAAUCACACGCAGGAUACAGACUUAUAAAAAGUGAUUCUUGAAAUUGAAAGGGACAUGCUAAGAUUCACAUAUGAUAAAUUUGUUAAUAAAUUAUUAGUCUAACCCAGAAAAUCCUUUGAAGAUAUUUAAAGGUUUUGCCCCUCCUAACCUGUUGAUCAAGUUCAACCACUGCAUGCAAGUUUACAUUUCAUCUCCAAAGAAAGAACUGGUUGCUUUCUUGAAAAAAGUCUCAUCUCAGGAACCAAGUCUUAAUGUUGUUGAUGUUGACGUCCCACUCAACAUCCUCUGCAAUAAUGAUGAGAAGCUCGAACAAGUUGUCUUAGGAAGAGAAUUUCACAUAAGUUUAGGAAGAACUGUUCCAAUACGAGUGCACCAAAUUGAUUCGAUGGUCUCAAUGCUCAGACAGAAGCUUCAAACUCAACACCAGUAUUGGAUUAACUUUAACAAGUGGGAGGUUUUUGUUAAUGAUGAUCACACACGUACCUUUGUCUCGCUAGAAGUUGUUCAAGGAGGGUUAGUAGAGAUAAAGAAGCAAAUUGAAGCAGUCAAUACAAUUUACAGGCUUCAUAAUCUUCCUGAGUUUUACGAGGAUCCACGUCCUCACAUAUCCAUAGCAUGGGCCCUUGGUGACAUUUCCCAUUCCCUGAAGAAAGUUAUCAACGAGGAAAUGAAGUGUUCUUUUGGGAAAUCUUUAAAGUUUAUUUUUAGCUGUAAAUUUAAAGGUAUCGAAUGUAAGAUUGGCAAUAAAACAUAUACAAUAUGCAAAAUUUCAGAUGGACAAUAAUACGUGCACAUUAAAGAAAAAGCAAGAGGUUUCCUGAAAUAUUUCAGGUUGAAUGGAAUUCUGUUUGGUGGGUUUCUUGGCUUGGUGGAAACUGGAAACCUGCUCAUAAAUAGAUUUCUAGUUUGAUGUGAAUGAGUAACUUGGGUCUUUAUUCCUUGUGAA
Cajanus cajan (pigeon pea) is the source of this 1872-nucleotide messenger RNA. Its product is annotated as U6 snRNA phosphodiesterase-like protein. Gene Ontology annotation, biological process: U6 snRNA 3'-end processing. Lineage: Eukaryota; Viridiplantae; Streptophyta; Magnoliopsida; Fabales; Fabaceae. The record is from RefSeq and is a predicted model, not a curated record. Gene Ontology annotation, molecular function: 3'-5'-RNA exonuclease activity. Gene Ontology annotation, cellular component: nucleus.